CAUGGGUUCUGGACCUGAUACUCGAAGCUCACUUUUAUCCAACAUCUCAUACAACCAAGGCCAAACAAAUGCUAUGGACGAAGAGCAUAUUCCUCCAACCCAGGACAGUCCAAUGGAUGUCAGCCAAAUACAACCACGAAUGAAAUCAGGGCUUCUAGAGCCACUUCCGUCUCGUAGGAAACGCAAGUCGAUGGGAAGCGAAGGAUUGCAAGAACAAAGUAGCCCAAGUCUAAGGCGUUCAAAGCGGAUCAAGAUCUCGGUCCCCUUGAAGGAUGUCGACUUGGAAUGGUAA
Messenger RNA from Acaulospora colombiana, 292 nucleotides. The record is from the annotation of a GenBank genome assembly. NCBI's taxonomy places the organism in Eukaryota, Fungi, Glomeromycota, Glomeromycetes, Diversisporales, Acaulosporaceae.